CCAUCAAAGUGAACUGCAAUGGUUUCUGUGGCAUCACCGCAAAGCAAAAUGACACUGAUUGGACACUGGAGGAGCAGUACUUCAACAACACUGUCUCUGUUGCAGACAAAGGAACUCUAAAACAGGGGGAGCACUCAUUUCCAUUCAAGUUUCUCAUUCCAGAGAGUGACCUAUGAGAUGAAGAAGCCCAUUCAUGAUGUGAAGACAAUAGCUGAAGUGGAGGGAGGUGUGGUGAAGGCUGGCAGAGAGGUGGAGUGGAAAGAGAAAAUCAUCGUUCCUCCACUCCCUCAGUCCUCCCUUGCUGGUUGUGAGCUCAUAAAGAUUGAGUAUUAUGUGAAGGUGAGACUGAAGUCACCGGAUGUCAUGCUAACAUUACCCAUUCACAUUGGGAAUGUCGCAUUAGACAAGAAACGGUGUUCUAUCAAAAAAGACGUUCUUCCUUCCAACGAAGAAGCAGCAGCUCCUGYUUCCAUGCCAGACGAUGCUGAGAUGCUUCCUAAGCCUGCUCCCAAACCUGCUCCCCGUCCAGUCCCACGCUCCAGGAUAUCCUCCCACAGCUCUCCCAGCGCUCCUCCAGCUGAGAAUCACCCAGGAGCAGARGGUGGAAGCAUGAAGAAUGAGGAUUUCACCAACAAGCGCCAGUCUCAGCUGGUGUCACCUAACGCUUUCAGCUAUGCCCCGGGCCUCCUUUUCUCCCAGAACCUGCAGGCCAACCAGGCAUCUGCAGCUCGGAGUGGGUCUUCAUACAGGCAAUCCACUGAGGCCACUGGUCUUUACCCCUCUCUGAUUGGAGCCAAACCAGUGCAAUCACCUCCAGGCUAUGGCAUCCCAUCUUAUCCACAAGACGCUCCUCCUUCUUAUGACGAGAGCUGCAACACAUGAGAUGGAUCAAGAAGCUGAAACCAAGACAACUGUCAAAUCCCAACUUUUUAAAGAAAAAGCUGGAGCUAAGUGUACAGAGUAGAUGCCUUUCCAAAAUAAAAGUCUUGUCAAAUGUUAAAUAAUAUGAGAUGAGCCACAAGGUAACAGUACACUCACUGAUUUUCUGUCUCCACUCAGAGUUUUUCAGGAUGUUUUGAAAUAAAAGUAAAUUGGCCUCAAACUCUUCUGCCCACUGAGAAAAUAUCUAUAAUGUGACAUCUGUUACUGUCUGAUCAACCCAGCCACUGACAACCACAAAUCAUUUUUUUAAAUCAAGUUUUGAUUCACUUCUUGUACUUUGAAUGAAAGGWAAAAGGACUUUAAUUUUCACAUCACUGU
This is a messenger RNA of Austrofundulus limnaeus, 1260 nucleotides long. It is a transcript of the gene arrdc1a, whose product is annotated as arrestin domain containing 1a. Gene Ontology annotation, cellular component: cytoplasm. Gene Ontology annotation, biological process: protein transport. Gene Ontology annotation, molecular function: ubiquitin-like ligase-substrate adaptor activity; ubiquitin protein ligase binding. NCBI's taxonomy places the organism in Eukaryota, Metazoa, Chordata, Actinopteri, Cyprinodontiformes, Rivulidae. The record is from RefSeq and is a predicted model, not a curated record.